Lingula anatina is the source of this 2812-nucleotide messenger RNA. RefSeq names its product GATOR2 complex protein MIOS-like. Gene Ontology annotation, biological process: positive regulation of TORC1 signaling; cellular response to amino acid starvation. Gene Ontology annotation, molecular function: protein binding. NCBI's taxonomy places the organism in Eukaryota, Metazoa, Brachiopoda, Lingulata, Lingulida, Lingulidae. The record is from RefSeq and is a predicted model, not a curated record. Gene Ontology annotation, cellular component: cytoplasm.
CGAAAGGUGAAUGUUGUGGCCUUUCGUGUCUGCACCUUGAUCGACUGUUUACUACCGCUCAUAAUGCGGCUUUUCUAAAGUCUGUAUUCAUGUUUGAACACCGGUUCUAAAAAAUAACACAAUGAGCCUGAAACUAGACCUUUUGUGGUCCCCAAACAGGGAGGAAGAGUUUGUAACAUUUGGCCAGGAGCUGACUCUAUUUCAAGUGGUCAAAACAGAUAGCAGUCUUGGUUCUGCACAAGUUUCAGGUGCUACUAGAAUCUCUGACAGCACUCUUGCCAUCCCACUGUCUGUGAACUCUGAAAUACAGUAUGUAAAGUGUGUGGCCUGGUACCCAGGACAUGACCCUCACCAGCUGAUAGCCGUUGGUCAAGCUAAUGGACGGAUUAUACUGGUCAGUUUUGGUCAAGGAGGAAACAAGGAUCCUAAUGACUUAGUUGGCAAAGAAUUUGGCCCAAGGCAUGCACGGCAGUGUAAUUCUCUGGUGUGGAAUACCCAUGAUAACAAUCUGCUGGCCCAAGGACUGGAUAAAUAUCGUCAGGAUGCUUCUCUGUUAGUGUGGGACGUGAAUGCCAAGCCAGCAUAUGGUUCUUCCUAUGACUCUACUGCCACUCCAGAUAGUAAGAGAGGGUCCACCUUUUAUGUGGAUACCACCCCAUCUAUAAGACCUGUGGCAGAAAUAGGUGCUGCUGAGAGUGUAUACUCUCUGUGUUGGUCAAUAAAUCAGCCCAAAAUUCUGCUGACAGGGAUGAACAAAUACCUCAGAGUGUAUGACAUAAGGGAGAGCACCCACCCACAGAAUGCGGCUCUGACUAAGAAUGUGUUUGGACUUUGUGUGGAUCCGCACAGUGCUGACAGAGUGGCAUCUUUCUCAGAGGGUCAAAUUUCUGUUUGGGAUUUGAGAAACUUUGACAAACCAGUGUUGACGUUUACAGAGAAUAGACAGAUUAUGAAGCUGUCUUGGUGCUCCACAAGGUCAGGCUUACUGACCAGUCUGAUGCGUGAUUGGUCAAUGGUCAAACUUUACGACAUCCAGCACACCACAGGGGGCAGUGACGAGAUGGAGCCUGUGAUCAUUGAGAGGCUCAUACAGCCAGCUGGUCAGCACAGCGUGGGGUCAUUUACCUGGCACCCCACCCAGGAGAACAGAAUGCUGACCAUCUCCUCAGAUGGCCAGAUCAGGGAUGUGACAGUCUUUGAGAGGAUUGCUUUGGCCUGGUCGCCCAGUCAGAUGUUAGCGUGGUCCUGUGGGAAGAAGCUGAUACAGUGCAGUAGAGUACAGGUACCUCCAGGAGAGGAGGAUGUGGCUGAGAAAAUGAAAUACAGGGCAAUGCGAGGGUAUGGUCUCCAGACAGAACAGGUAUGGCAGAAUACUGAACUUGUGGGAAAUGAUAGACAGCUGAAAAGUAUGUGGAGCUGGAUAGAUACAGUCAGGAGUCUGUGGCAAGAAGGGAAACUGAAGACAAUGAUUAAGAACGCUCCAAAAUAUUACGGCAUCAAGUCUAUCCUCCGUGGCGAGGUGAGUCAAAAUGGAGUCACCAAUUUCAGCGAAUACAGCUAUGCACCAUGGGAAGGUGUAGAUGGAAAAAAUCGUCUGCAGCCCAAGCUAUACAAAAGUGAUGAAAGGAAAAAAUGCCUACAACUGUGUUGUUGGGACUUUGACAGUGAAGCAGAGUUGAACACAGUGAUAGACAGAUUGGAGUCUGAUGGAGAAUAUGAGAGAGCAGCACUGGUGGCUUUGUUCAACUUAAAGAUCAAGAGAGCACUAGAUGUGUUGAACAAGGGGGCUUCCGGAACAGGUGGUGAUGUCAACUUAAGCAUUGUUGCCAUGGCGCUGAGCGGGUUCUCAGACGACAAAAACACACUUUGGCGUGACAUGUGGAGUAAUGCCCUGUCCACGUCGCUGAAAAAUGCAAAUCUUCGUUCCAUGUUUGCUUUCUUAACCAGCGGCAUGGAGAACUUUGACGCUGUACUUAAUGAAGAGGACAUGUGUGUCCAGGAUAGAGUAGCCUUUGCCUGCAUGUACCUUUGUGAUAGCAAGCUAAUGGAAUACAUCGACACACUGACAGCUGAAAUGAUCAAUGGUGGAGUUUUAGAGGGAAUUCUACUUACAGGUUUCGGCAGAGAUGGAGUGGACCUCCUUCAGAAGUACGUAGACAACACUGGGGAUGUCCAGACAGCCUCGCUGGCCGUGGUCCAAGCUCUGCCGGGAGAGAUUAGCAAAGAUAUCAGGGUGCAGACAUGGAUUGAGAGUUAUCGCAGUCUGUUGGACAGAUGGGGAAUGUGGUAUCAAAGGGCGGAGUUUGAUGUGCGCAGAGCGUCAUGUGAUGCCAGCAUACGACCUCCAACCCAGGUCUUCGCCAGCUGUAACUUUUGUGGGAAGUCCAUCUCAUCCUCGGCCAACAGAAGAAAUCAGUUUCUGUCUUAUGGAGGAGGGCCUGCAGCUAACAAACCUAAGGUAACUGCCUGUCCAGGCUGUAGAAAACCUUUACCAAGGUGUGCACUGUGCUUAAUACACAUGGGGACAAGCUCGGGGACAGCCAGCUUUAGACACAAAUCAGAAAGGACAGGUUCACACAACAGUAACGUGAUUUUAGCUCCUUUUUCUGAUUGGUUCACCUGGUGCCAGAGCUGUCGUCAUGGCGGCCAUUCCCAGCACAUAGCUGAUUGGUUUAGAGACCACAGUGAAUGUCCUGUGACAGGCUGUACAUGUAAAUGUAUGACACUAGACUCCAUGUACCAGGCAGUUCACUCUGAGGAACAUGGAGCUACAUAGAAAUAACCCAGUGUGCAAAGACAGACCAAGUAUGGG